Messenger RNA from Caenorhabditis remanei, 402 nucleotides. RefSeq lists its product as uncharacterized. The record is from RefSeq and is a predicted model, not a curated record. The transcript is spliced from 2 exons. The coding region runs from base 1 to 402 and encodes 133 amino acids. Lineage: Eukaryota; Metazoa; Nematoda; Chromadorea; Rhabditida; Rhabditidae. Gene Ontology annotation, molecular function: protein serine/threonine phosphatase activity. Gene Ontology annotation, cellular component: cytoplasm; nucleus.
AUGCUUGAAAUCGAGCACCCUUUCACUAUAGUUGGGGAUAUUCAUGGCCAGCUGGAUGCCUUGGUAAGAUAUUUUGAUGCUGUUGAAUACCAUCCAAAACUACAAUUUCUAUUUCUCGGUGACUACGUGGAUCGUGGUGCGAAGGCUCUGGAAGUGUCACUUCUUCUCUUCUGCUAUAAAGUUCGUCAUCCUCAUAUGCUACAUUUGUUACGUGGAAAUCAUGAAUACAUGAAUCUAUUCCUUCUUAUGGCCAACUGGACUGCAAAACCAAUUCCAAAAUCUGAAAUCGCUAUGCCUUAUAUUUCAAAGAAUCCUGCUAAUGAUGUUGUUAUUCGGAGACCAAGACAAGAUUCGACUACAAGUAUGGAACCCGAGAAAAUGGAGAAUGUUAAAUCAUUUUAA